GGAAAUCGAAUCGCCGCCCCCCUCAAACCCUAGUUAGCUUCUGCCGCCGGCGACGUCGAUCGCCGUCGAGCAUCUCACACCUUCUUCUUCCUCGCGGGUGGCAAGAUGUUGGGCGAGACCCAGCUGCCCGUGCCGGUGCAGAUCGGUCGGAAGCGGCGUUGGAACAAGGACGCCGACGUCGCCGCCGCCGCCAGCGACGAAGAAGCCAGCGAUGUUGGCCCCAAGGAGCAAGCCCCUAUGGACAUUGCAGCUAGCCCAACCGGCGACAAGGAGGAGGAGAUUGGCACUUCUUCGAUGGUCUCAAAUGUGGUGGAGGAGGAAGUGACCGAGGAGCCUGAGAUUCCAAUGUGGGACAGCGAUGACGAUGGUGGGGUUACGCGCAUGACAAAGGCCGAGCUCCAGGAGCUUCACAUUGCCUGCGUUAAAAGCUUCACCGAGUUGGAUCCCAGGAAGAAUCUUUGGGUCCAUACCCGCUUCUGCAGCUUCAGUGUAGGGGGCUUCGACCUCGAUAGAGAGUCUAAGUUUGGCCUUGGGCCGCCGCUUUAUGACAAUCUAACUCCCAAGUUGGAGAGGUACAUGGCGUCGUUAGCCGUCAAUGUCAUUUCCGUCAAAGUAAUCGAAUCCGACCGGGGUUAUCCAAUCAGCGUAUAUGGCACUGUUCUUGCAAGGGAUACGAUUGACUACAGAUGUGUCUAUCUCUUUAGACGUGCAAGGGAAGAUCACCAGAUCAUCAACUCCAAGGAUGAGAUGCUAACAUUGAUAGGUCCACGGCGAGGAUUAGUUCAGUUAGAUAAUAUUUAUUUUGAGUUGAAUCUGAGGGUGAAGGGUGAUGCCGGCGACGAAGAUUUUAGCAAAGGUGUGGUAGUGCUCCAUGUUGGUCCCUAUGAUCCUAAACCAAUCACAAGGGUGCUGAGUAGUUGGCUGAGCAGAGUGGAGUUGGUGCUUGCAACUGUUGAAAGUCCAGUGGCAGCUAGCCUUGAAGUCGAAGUUUUGAAAGGAGCAACACCUUUCAGUGGCAAAAUAUGUGCUGGCACUAGUGAAAACCCGAAGACUCAGAUGAUUGUGUAUGAUAGCAGAGAUACGAAGAGUGGCUCCUCUGUUGUGUUAACUCGCAACCUCGUAGCUGUCCCUGAUCCGGAUGAUGAAGAAGAAAUUGGUGUCUAUGUUCGUUUCCUUGAUGAUGACAGCGACGUCGAUGAUGAGGAUGCAGGCACCUUGGUCAAGCUAGCAUACCCUGCUGAAGAGCAAAUUUGCUGUCACGGCACCUGGGAGCUGCAAGUGAAGGUUUCGUGGACUGCCAUCCUGUGCAAACCAAUGGCAAAACAUGUCUUAACAAGAGGGACCAGUAUGCCCAGAGAUUAUACUUGCCCGAAGUAUGCGCCUCUGUUCUGAUUGGUCGUGCUCUAGAGUUUCUGUUCCUGCCAGCUUCAACAGAUGAGACACAAAAGCUCGAUUUGAACAAGCCCCUCUUCUUUUGGACGACUAUCACUUCUUCCCUGAGCUGGUGCUUGAUGAAGGGCGCUGCGCCCACUUUUUCUUCUCAGGCUUGAUUUCCUUGUUCCUCAUGAGAACACGGACCAAUUUGACUAACUAAUUUAACUCCAGAGUAUCCCACUUGUCCUUGUUGACAAUGGCCACUGACAUUUUCUGCCAAAACUGGAAGUACUGGCUGUACUCCUCCUCAACAACAUCAUCCACCUCCUCCUCACCAAGUCGUUUCGUCACACAGGCCCUCCAUAGAUCAAAGCGGAUUGCUUCUGAGAUCACCACCAUCGGAAGGGCCAAUGGUCCUGCAGCAAGAACCUUCUGGCCUUCUUCGGUACCAUGCAAUUCUUCAGCCUUACUCAAGGCCGCGAUGCACCGUUUGGAUGCCAGUCGCCCAACCUUUAUGGCAUAGCCCCCAACUUCCAAAUAGUUGCAGCCGAAAAUGAGCUUGACUUUUCCCACUCCAUCCUUGGGGUUGUAGCGCAGCUGGCUUUGAGGAGGAAGCAUGCUGGUGUCAAAGUCGCUGAACAAG
Triticum dicoccoides is the source of this 2017-nucleotide messenger RNA. RefSeq lists its product as uncharacterized. Bases 106 to 1392 code for a protein of 428 amino acids. The record is from RefSeq and is a predicted model, not a curated record. The transcript is spliced from 4 exons. NCBI's taxonomy places the organism in Eukaryota, Viridiplantae, Streptophyta, Magnoliopsida, Poales, Poaceae.